Pisolithus orientalis is the source of this 639-nucleotide messenger RNA. RefSeq lists its product as uncharacterized. The transcript is spliced from 3 exons. NCBI's taxonomy places the organism in Eukaryota, Fungi, Basidiomycota, Agaricomycetes, Boletales, Pisolithaceae. The coding region runs from base 1 to 639 and encodes 212 amino acids. The record is from RefSeq and is a predicted model, not a curated record.
AUGCAUAUAGAAGAGAACCAUGCGUGCAGGCCGGAUAUAUGGGCGUUGUUCGGAGACAAUACUGAUUUCGUUCUUAGCCAUCCUAAAGAACGGCAAGGUCCACAACAAGCCAAGAUCCGCCAGGCGGCAGCGCAGGCUGGACCCGUGCCAGAUAUACCGGAAGGGCAGGCCAGAAUUCGACUCGCCACUGAGGGCGAAGCAAGUUUGUGCUGCUGUCCAGAGUUAGGAAAUCCCGCAGACGGGUUCAUGGUAUGGCAAAGUACCAUUUACCAAUAUCGAGGAGUAUCCACGAUGGCGCAGGCCAUCGAUACUGGAGAGACAACAAUCAACAUCAAUUCCUACUAUGUGACCUCAUCUGAGUCUCCACCAACCCUGCACGAAAUUGCCCCCGCAGAAUGUCGCUUGCAAGGGUCUUUUCGUGUCACGCAACCUGCUGGACAAGACCUGCAGGAGCAGUUGCAUGGUUCUCGGUUCGGAACAGAGGAAUACAUCACUCUGAUGAACGUAUUCGACAAGACCACGAAGUUUUGGUCCAGCAAUUCAAACGAUCCGUCUUUCAUCCACUUCGGGACUGUGGGAGACAGAGAUCCAGAAUAUAACAUCCCAUCCGGGCAGCUCAAACUUCCUGGGCAACCGUAA